Messenger RNA from Fundulus heteroclitus (mummichog), 1904 nucleotides. Its product is annotated as coagulation factor X-like. Bases 307 to 1359 code for a protein of 350 amino acids. Gene Ontology annotation, molecular function: serine-type endopeptidase activity. Gene Ontology annotation, biological process: proteolysis. The record is from RefSeq and is a predicted model, not a curated record. The transcript has 6 exons. Lineage: Eukaryota; Metazoa; Chordata; Actinopteri; Cyprinodontiformes; Fundulidae.
GGCCGCUGCUUGUUUUGAGCCGUUUGGGCCGAACAGAGUUCGGUUCUGCAGGAACAGAAUCAAACUCUGGGCUUUUUACGUGCAGGUGCUUGAAGAACCACAUCUGUUAGACGCAACGUUUCCAAAGCGACACCAAAAAAAACUGUAUUAAGCACCAAGAAACAGGAAUUAUCCAUGUUUUAAUCCAGGGAACAGAUAUGAUGAAGUUCUUCUGGAUCAUUGGGUCAACAGACGGAAAUGUUUUAAAGUCCAGGAGAGUCGGAGCGCGUUUGUUGAGCAACAGUCAGUGCUGACUGGUCCAUCACCAUGCCUGCGUCUCUGCUCGCCAUCUGCCUCCUGGGAGGUUUGUUUCUUCAAGUGUUCGGCCAGGAUGAAGUUCUUCCAGAGCUCUGUGAGGAUGGAAACGGUGGCUGUGAACAUUUCUGCCUCGUCGUUGGGGGAAAUGUACGAUGUUCCUGCGCUGACGGAUACUUCCUGGCACUGGACAACCGAUCCUGCAGCUCCAAUGAAACUUUUAAAUGCGGUGCCAUCGUCCCCAACGAAGUCCAGAACGGAACCGAGAAGAGAAAGUCCACAGAGGAGCUCCAGAGGAACCAUCAGCCAGGGACCAUGACCUCAGAGGACUGUCCACCAGGACAAUGUCCUUGGCAGGCUCUCUUGAUCAACGAGGACAACAUCGGGUUCUGUGGGGGAACGGUUCUAACCGAGUACAUCAUCCUGACCGCCGCCCACUGCGUGACCGAAACCCGGUACCUCACCAUCAGGCUUGGUGUCUCCAACUCGUCCCACGGCGGUGCUAACGAAGCUUUGCACGUGGUGGACGUCGUCGUCAAUCACCAUGGUUACAGCCCUGUUAAUGGCUUCAACGACCUCGCUCUGGUUAAGCUGGCCACGCCCAUCAGGUUCACCGGCUUCAUCCUGCCGGCCUGCCUGCCGGAGCCGGACUUCGCAGAGAAGGUUCUGAUGCGGCAGCCCCACGGGCUGGUCAGCGGCUUUGGAUAUGUGGGAGCGGGGCAGUCAUCUGCCGUUCUCCAGCGCCUCCCUGUGCCCUACGUAGACCCGGACUCCUGCACGGAGUCCACACAGCUGCGCAUCUCGUUACGGAUGUUCUGCGCCGGCUACAACUCGACCACAGAGGGUUCCUUCCAGGGCGACGGCGGCGGCCCGCACGUCACCCGUUACCACAACACCUUCUUCGUCACCGGCGUCAGGAGCUGGAGCAAAAGUCACCCACGCGGGGGAAAGUAUGGCGUCUACACAAAUGUGUCCAAAUACAUCCGCUGGAUCAGACAAGGCAUCGAGAAGCUAACGCCCGUGGAGAAAGGCGGUACCAGGCCAAAGAGACCCGGCACCAUCUAGAGUUCUGUCUGUAGCCCAGUGCAGCCAGACAAACCUGAGUAAUCCACCCUUUAGCUUAGAGCUGCUCUAAGAGAACAUCCUGGUGGAGCUGGAGUCCCUCAGGGUUGAUAGUUUGGCCCCCGACUCUUCAGAUCUAGUCUCCAUAUGGGAGGCAGCAGAGAAAGCUGACGUAUAAUCAGCUAACAAAGCUAAAACCUCGCUAGUAGAAGCGGUUUAACCCAAUCUUAGACGAGAUCUUUCCAGAACUCAUACAUUUAGAAGACGAUUUAAAAUGUCAAAAAUGAAUUUGAUCGCAAUGGGAAAUAUUACACUGCUGUUUUAAAUGAAUGUAUCAAAUGAAUGAGAAAAAAAAUCUAAUUUAACCAACAUGUUAUAGAUUUUGGGCUAUAAUUGAUAAUAUUUUCAAAACAUCAGCAUAGAUCUUUGGAACCAUGUAAAAAAAUAUAUCUGAAGAAAUAAAACUCCUUCUGUCAUUGAUGAAUGUGGUUAAACAUCCAGUGUGUCUUAUCCAUUAACAGUGUUGCUAAUAAAGGCUUUCAAACUGC